Molecule: messenger RNA, 1086 nt
Organism: Lactuca saligna
Lineage: Eukaryota; Viridiplantae; Streptophyta; Magnoliopsida; Asterales; Asteraceae
Source: the annotation of a GenBank genome assembly
AUGAAGGGGAAUAAGAUUAUAGUGUCAGAACAAACCAUUCGUGAAGUUAUUAGAUUUGGAGAUCUGCCAGUAUUCCUAACAGAGAAAUAUUUUGCACAAAUUACGGAGGUUCUUGAACGAAUGUGCUAUGAAGGAACCUUUCCUCUAACUUUGAAGAAGUUGCUCCCUCUCUACUUUCUCUUCAUAGGUCAGACUUUUGUGAUCUGCAUUUCAGGUAGGAAGGGCGCAACUGGUGAGAUCGCCCUAUCAUCUACUGGUGCCAUUAUUGCUCUCAUUAUGGAUCUAGACUUCAACUUUUCAAGGACAGGUGAAACCUUGGAUAUGAAUUCUUUGGUUCCAAACUCUUUUGGUUUAAUGAAACAAAAUCACAUGGGUUCAAAGAUUGUAUUCAGGGGAACAAGCCCAUUAUUGAAAUUCAGAAAAUUUGUUGAGAUUGAAGAAGCUCCAGCCUUUCAAAAUAUUCCAGUUGUUGAACCAGAGCAUCGUGUGCCACUUCUCAAUGAUGAUGAUGAUGAUGAUGAUGAUGAUGAUGAUGAUAUUGAAGGUGAUAAUGAAGAGGGUGAUGCAGAGGGUUUUAAUGAUGAGGACUUCUUGUUUGAUUUUGAAUGUAGUGAUGAUGACCUUAGUUCAUUUUUCAAUAAUGAUAAAUUCGAUGACGUUGUGAACUCACCAAUAGAGACUGAGGGAGAUUCAAACAUUGUCAAGUUGUUGCUACCAACGCCUGCUCAAAUGGCAGAGGCUAUUACACAAUUAAAUUCAGCUGCAAGGAAGCCUCCACGAGAAGUUGGUACUCCAAACAUUAUUCCAUAUGAAAGUGCUCUUGAAGAGUCUCAAGCCUCCCAACCGCCACUAAAACGAAAGCAUGUUGAUCGAAGCUCUUCAGCUUCUCUACCAACGUAUGAUGCUGCUUCUGAAAGGCUUUCCAGGUUUCUUGCUCGAGAAAAUGUUGAUCCUGCACCCAAAGCACAAGGCAUAACUAUUGGUGCAGGGAGCUCCAAUGAUGAAGAUAAACCAAUUACCGAGAAAGAUGUUUUGAUUGGAACUCUGGACAUUAGAGUUUCUGAGCUUGAAAGGGAAAAUUCUUAA